Messenger RNA from Pungitius pungitius (ninespine stickleback), 2846 nucleotides. Its product is annotated as coiled-coil domain-containing protein 181-like. The record is from RefSeq and is a predicted model, not a curated record. NCBI's taxonomy places the organism in Eukaryota, Metazoa, Chordata, Actinopteri, Perciformes, Gasterosteidae. Gene Ontology annotation, molecular function: microtubule binding.
AUGUCGGCACGCUGGAAGUGGUCGGCGUUGGCUAAAAAACCCGCCACGGCCGCUGUCAGUGCCGCGGCUCCGCUGAGCGCCAGGGCUCCCCGUCUGGCUCGCCCGCAGCCGGCGGCUCUGCCUGCGGUCCCCUGGGACACGAAGCGCACGCCACAGCCCCUGGAAAGCCAUCUUGAACCGGGAAGGAGAGUCAGCGGCUUGCUGCUGCAGCUGCUGGGGGACAACGUCAAACGUGACGCCGCCGAGCUGGCGAGCCUCUUGAAGUGUGACAUCGAGCAUCGCCGCUUCUUCUUCUUCUUUAGGGGUCUCGACUUUGACGACUUGGAAGCAGAGAUUGUCAAGGAACUGGAGGAGGAGGACAAACGGAAGGGAAAGAAAAAAAAACCCAAAAGCCGCAAGGAGAUGAGAGGCAAGAAAACACCGGAGCUGGAAGAAGAUGAAGAGCGCUGGCCCUCGCCUAUGGAGCCAUUAGAGUACGACCCAGACGGAGACAGCCCCAUUAGGUCGUCGCCUACAGCGCCCCCACCGGAUGACCAGACAGACGAGGAGAAGAAGUACAUUCUGGAGAAGAUCCAGCAGGCCAAUCGAGACCUGCACGACCAAGAAACUCCAGACAUGGCGAGACUGGUGGACCUGGUGGUGCCUCCGCGGCAAGACGGGAACUCUGCUGAGGUGGGAAGGCUACAAGGGAACCAGGAUUCAGAGGCCGAGGUUUCAGGGAAGCUUUCCGAGCUCAAGCUUUGCUCUCGCAAGGAAAGCGUAGGACCUGGCAAAGCCGGAGGGGGGGCCAGCGAGGAGGGGGUGAAGGAGGGUAGAGUCCUGGUAGAGAAGGACGGUAAGUUUGAUUUGGUGAGUCUGAAAGAGGUGGAGAGUCAAGGACUCCUGCCUCCUCUGACGAGGGACCACUCGUCCCAACGCCAUCAGCAGCCCACCGUGAGCACCUCCGCCAUCCAGCGAGGGAUGGAUCCCCCCCGGGCCCCCAAACCUCCCGCUCAGCCCAGGAACAGGCCCAGCUCGGCCAGCCACAGCCAGAAAGGCAACCAGGGGAGAGGCAGCAAGCGGCGGGUGCAGUCGGCCUCGGGGACACCCUGCCAGGCCACCUACAGCCUGUCCCCGCAGCAGAAAGACCUGGUGCACAGGAUCCACCAGAGGAAGGAGAAACACGGCCGCCAGGAGGAGCAGCGCAAACGGGAGGAAGGGGAGCAGAAGAGGCAGGAAAAUGAGCUGGCGUUUAAGGCGUGGCUGCUGAGAAAGAGAGAGCGGUUACAGGGGGAGAAACGGCUCCAACGAGCCCAAGAGAUGGAGAAGAUGAGUGCUAAGAAAGACGGCAGCGACUCGGAGGACUCCUUCCGCCUGUGGCUCCAGAGGAAGCAGGAGCAGCAGCAGAGAGAGCGGCAGCUGGCGGAGCUCAAGAGGAUGGAGGAGGAAGAUGGAGACCUCCUACGGAGCCGCGCCCAGUGUGAACGCGCCUUCAAAAGGUGGCUGAAGCGGAAACGGGAGGAGAAGCGGGCGGAGAAGCAGGCGCAGAAGGGCGCGGCUCGGGAGCGCGCGCGCAUGUUGGUGCUGGAGGAGCGACGCGCGCGACGCUUGAGGGAUCUGCUUUGUUCCAUCAAUGAAACCAGGCCGUUCCGGUUCUCCGAGGCGCUGACCUUCCGCUUCUGAACGAGCGCUUCAGGGACACGAGCGUCUUUAAAAAAGACGAAAAACCCGCCGAACGGGGGCCCACGUGGUUCAUUCGGUGUUUAGUUGUUGCUAUGGUUUUGGUUGAUCACGUGUCAAGUCGCAUUCAUAAAAAGUAACCGUUUACCUCAGUGUGAUGAAAAUGUAUUGAGUGAAGCAUUAUUUUAUUUUUAUUUGGAAAAUGCACUUUAGUUUAAAUGAAGCCUCUUCAGAAAGAAGCAGGGCUGUGCGGCCUGAAUACACCAGCUGAAGCAUUUGGUACCAGGAGGUAACAUAACCAGGACAAAAUGAAUCAACUAAAAGUUACAUAAAGGGUGAUGGAGAAAAUCAAAUAUAUACAUAUUUUGACCUAAACCCCUCAAUAUCAAUAAUGCAAUGAUAUUUGGUGGGUUUCAUAAAUAACUAGAAAAUGCAUUUCCUGCUGAAAAUGCGUUGGAAUGCAAAAAGCUGAAAUUAAUUUCAAAAUGUUGCUUAAAAUGCAACAAGCUGAAAUUAUUCUAAACAGUGCUGAAAUAGAAAAAGCUGAAAUACAUUUAAAAAUUGCUGAAAAUACAGAAAUGAACUUGAAAGAACAGAAAUGGGGGAAUCUUCUAUGAAUUUGACAAAAUACAGAACUAAAAAAAGCUUAAAUUACUUCUAAACAUUGCUGAAUCUUUUUCAUUCAAACUUAAUGAACUUGGUAAAUGGACUUGUACACCGCUUUUCUAGUCUUCUGACUAUUCAAAGCGCUUUAAUACUAGAUGACAUCUCUCACCCAUUAAUACACUGAUGACACAACCUACCAUACACAGUGGCACCUGCCCAUGUGCACAGAAUAAACAAGACCGGAGAAGAUCCUGGCAACAAGUCAAAAUAAAAUAUAAAAACAUUUUGCAUGGUUGGUGAGUGCCUCAAAAGUUUGCAAAUAGUGUAGAAAUUACUGAGAGCUUCGUGGCGGUCCCAUCAAAAACGCCCCUGGAUACUUCCGGAUAAGUUAACCGUCAUGUUUUGAUGACGUCAUAGAGAUGCGCGGUUUUGUGAAAUAAAGAUGGACGCAUACAGCGGCAAUGACUAAUAUAAGUACUACGUGUUUCACAAUUAAAUGUUAGUGGACACACACAAAUACUACAGCCCCCAUCUCGAUUACAAUUGUUCACUCCUCAGUGCGCAGUUUCGCCCACCAGCGG